Messenger RNA from Callithrix jacchus (white-tufted-ear marmoset), 1131 nucleotides. It is a transcript of the gene THEM5, whose product is annotated as thioesterase superfamily member 5. The record is from RefSeq and is a predicted model, not a curated record. NCBI's taxonomy places the organism in Eukaryota, Metazoa, Chordata, Mammalia, Primates, Cebidae. Gene Ontology annotation, biological process: long-chain fatty-acyl-CoA metabolic process; cardiolipin acyl-chain remodeling. Gene Ontology annotation, cellular component: mitochondrial matrix. Gene Ontology annotation, molecular function: long-chain fatty acyl-CoA hydrolase activity.
UCCUGCUGCCUUUUCACGCCCAACAACAUCUGCCCCUGGGUAGGGUCCUGGGCCCAGUUAGAGGCAGUGAACAUAAAUAUGUGUCGCAGCACGCUAACCUAGCCUUGCCUUGCCUAGCUCUCCGAAAGAAAGCUUGCGACAGAAGGGAGAGAAGCGGCUCCAAGUGCAGCUGAAGCACUCCUUGGGAGUCAGCCGAGACCCUCCGUCCAAGCAGGGCCCAAUCCUUGCACUUGGCCAUGAUAAGGAAAGGCUUCCAGGUGGUGGCAAGACUUGGCCACCACAGAGGCCUUCUUGGGGCCCCCCGUAUCCUGCCCGGACUGAACCCUGCCUCAGCAUUUGGAUCCUCCACAGACUCUCCGGUCUCAAGAUUAUGCUCAGAGAAGACAGACUUGAAGGAUUAUGCCCUUCCCAAUGCCAGCUGGUGUUCGGACAUGCUGAGUCUGUACCAAGAAUUUCUGGAGAAAACCAAGUCCAGUGGCUGGGUCAAGUUGCCCUCCUACAAGUCCAACAGAGACCACAUACGGGGAUUCAAGCUCCCGCCCGGACUGGAAGUUUCCUCGGGCAAAGAUGACUGGCGCAUCUUCACCAGGUGCAUCCAAGUGGAAGGACAAGGCUACGAGUAUGUCAUCUUUUUCCACCCACCCAAGAAGUCGGUCUGUCUUUUCCAGCCAGGCCCCUACCUGGAGGGCCCCCCAGGGUUUGCCCACGGUGGGUCCCUGGCAGCCAUGAUGGACGAGGCCUUUUCUAAAAUUGCCUACCUGGCUGGACAGGGGCUGCUCACACAAAGCCUCAACAUCAGGUUCAAAAACUUGAUCCCUGUGGGCUCUCUGGUUGUGAUGGACAUAGAAGUGGAAAAGAUCGAAGACCAGAAGCUUUACAUGUCCUGCAUCGCCCACAGCAGAGACCAGAAGACAGUCUAUGCCAAGUCCUCAGGUGUCUUCCUUCAGCUGCAGCUGGAAGAAGAAUCGUCGCCUCAGUAACAGUCACUGUGCCUGCAGGAAAACCUCUCACUGCUUCUCCUGCCUGCCCCGGACCCACCACAGAGCAGGGAGGGGUCCUCAAGAAGCAGUUAGUGAGGUGAGGGAAAGGGCUCUUUUCUCUGAGUUAAUAAAGUCCCACAGUCCCAUUCUA